AUGGCGCGGAUGGAGGAAAAAAGAGGAGUGACAGGCGGGCCUGGGGACGAUCACGAAAGCGAAAUGAUCACCUUACAAUUGGAGGUGUUUGAUGAACCAAUUUUCGAUCAUUCACUAAUUAGCCUACAUGAGCAUACAUACAAACCAUAUGGUUCACCAUCAUUCAAGAAUUCUGAUGAAAUCAGGAUAGCUGUCAACUUUCAAGAUUUGAUACUCGAUAUUUCUGAUAGCUACAUAUAUAUUGAGGGGAAAUUCACACCAGAUGAUGCAACGAAAUCCUGCUAUCUAUCUAACAAUACCUUAGCCUUCCUCUUCGAUGAAAUUCGUUAUGAAAUGGGUGGCGAACAAGUAUGUAUGAUUCGAAAACCAGGCAUUACUACCACAAUGAAGAGCAUGAUCUCUUAUGGAGAUUCUAACGCUAAAUUUCUUGAAACAGUCGGAUGGGGAAUUGAUAGCGAAAAUCAGCCAAUUCUAGACAAAUCUAGUCACAUAUUCAGUGGAAAACUACCGCUAAAAUAUUUAAUGGGGUUCGCUGAGGAUUAUAAUAAAGGUAUAUUGAAUGUGAAACAGGAGCUGAUACUCAUCAUAGCUCGAUCAUUCAAAAACUGCUAUAUAGGAGAAGUUGAUGCCAGUGUGGAGAUUAACAAAAUCGAAUGGAAGAUAGGACAUAUUAUGCCAUCGGAUAAGCAGAGGUUGAAAUUACUGAACCGUCUCAAUAAAAGUUCUACAGCAAAAGUGAAAAUUGCAUACAGGAUGUGGGAUCUGUAUGAAUUACCGUCAAUUCGUGAAACAUCUUCAGACAUUUGGGCUGUUAAAACCACCAAUAGUCUCGAGCGACCAAGGUACAUUAUCAUAGGCUUCCAAAAUUCUGGUAACACAGAUAAUAGAUCCAAGGAUACCACCCAAUUCAUUCAUGCGGGAGUCAACAAUAUUCGACUGUAUUUGAAUUCGGAAGUUUACCCUUAUGAACGGUGGAAUUUGGAUUUUGGAAAAAAGUUAGAUGCUGUAGCCUAUUAUGCAUACGAUAAUUUCCAACGAAGCUAUUAUGGUAAAGACAUGAGCGAACCAAUGAUGAGUAUUGAGGAGUUUAGAAAAAAUCCGUUAUUCAUCAUAGACUGCAGCCAUCAACCGGACACAUUGAAAUCUUCAACUGUCGAUAUCAAGUUGGAGUUUGAGACACGCCAAUCGAAAUUUCCAUCUAAUACCAAGGGAUUCAUACACACAAUGACGAACAACGAAAUGUAUCGUGCAGUCCUCACUCUCAUUGACUUCCUCACUAAUCUCAAAGAAGAGGCGCUAAAAUUCCACCCAAUAGAUGACGAAUGA
Molecule: messenger RNA, 1326 nt
Organism: Phaedon cochleariae (mustard beetle)
Lineage: Eukaryota; Metazoa; Arthropoda; Insecta; Coleoptera; Chrysomelidae
Source: the annotation of a GenBank genome assembly